UUGGAAAUCCACCACAUGUUUUCUGGAGCUGGAAAGCAGCCGCCGCCAGGGGGCGCUGAAGGCGGCGUCUCCUCUCAUGACAGCUCUCGGCUCCUGCUGCUCCCAGGCUGGAUAGUUCUGUCCGAGCCUCGGCGAACUUCAAGCUCCUCAGCCCAAAGGAUCCGGCGGCAUGGGCUCUGACGGGGCGACACAGUGAUGGUGUAAGGACUCGGGGAGGCUCAGAGGUGCCUGCGCGGGGAAUGUUGCGCUGGUCGGUGCACCUGGAAGGAGGGCCGCGGAGAGUCAACCAUGCUGCUGUGGCGGUGGGCCACAAGGUUUACUCCUUCGGGGGCUACUGCUCCGGGGAGGACUACGAGACGCUGCGGCAGAUCGACGUGCACGUUUUCAACACAGUGUCGCUGCGCUGGAUGAAGUUGCCUCCGGUGAGGACGGGAGGACAGGAGCGCGCCCGCGAGGUGCCGUACAUGCGCUACGGCCACACGGCUGUGCUGCUGGAUGACACCAUCUACCUGUGGGGCGGGCGCAACGACACGGAGGGCGCCUGCAACGUGCUGUACGCCUUCGACGUCAAUACCCACCGCUGGUACACCCCCAAGAUUUCAGGGGCGGUUCCUGGAGCGCGGGACGGCCACUCCGCCUGUGUCUUAGGCAAGGCCAUGUAUAUAUUCGGAGGAUACGAGCAGCUGGCCGACUGCUUCUCCAACGACAUCCACAAGCUGGACACCACCACCAUGGUGUGGACCCUAAUAAAUGCCAGAGGCCCGCCGGCGCGAUGGAGAGACUUCCACUCAGCCACCAUCAUCGGGACGAAGAUGUUCGUGUUCGGAGGGAGGGCGGACCGCUUCGGACCCUUCCACUCCAACAACGAGAUCUACUGCAACAAGAUCAAAGUGUUCGACACGGAGACCAACUCCUGGCUGAGCAGCCCUUCAGCACAGCCUCUGCCUGAAGGCCGGCGGAGUCAUUCAGCCUUCACCUACAACGGGGAGCUCUACAUAUUCGGAGGCUACAACGCCCGCCUGGACCGACACUUCAACGACCUCUGGAAGUUCAAUCCAGAAGCUUUCUCCUGGAAGAAAGUGGAGCCGAAGGGGAAAGGCCCGUGUCCGAGGAGGCGUCAGUGCUGCUGUAUGGUCGGAGAGCGCAUCAUUCUUUUCGGCGGAACCAGGCCCCAAUUUGAAGACGUUAUGCAAAAUAGCUGUUAUUCAGUACAGUCUGGAGCAGUCAGGACUCCCACAUGAUAUCAGGUGGGAACUGGCAGCCAUGACGACCAACAGCAACAUCAGCAGGCCCAUCUUCUCCUCACAUGGUUGACACAGCUCACUCUGAACCAGAACCAGAACCAGAUCUCUUGUUUCCAGAAGGACUUCUACGUCACAUAACCUCCAACGGACAGUUUUGGAGCGGUCUGGAUCCUACGUAUUCUCUGGUUUCUACAAGCGAACUCUCACUACUGACCAAAUCAUCCUGCGUCAAGACUUCCUCUGACACCGUCGGCCUCGCUGCGUCCAAGAAUAUUUAAAUCCUUAAGACUCUAGUUGUGUGAGAUCAAUGUCGAACUUCUGUUUUUCUGUUCUAGCCUCUUUAGGAAUCCAAUCAGCCUAUGAUAAUCAUAGACUUUUUUUUAUUCUUAAGCACAGGAGGAGAAGAGAACUUCUGCCAAAGGUCUUGAGAGCUAACCUCCAACGAGGAUACCAUCAAGAUGUCAAACUCUGUGAAAAGACUGCAAAGUAAUAUAUUGUUAAAUGUUAAAUCUUCAUCUACAAACAUGACUGAUUGGUGAUGUUUGUGUUCGGAACAAGGAGGCAGCAUCUUCAGGACUAUAGUACGAGAGUGGUAGGCUUGUAAAAGUUCAUUUUUAAUCAUGUUUACUUCUAACAUGACGUGUCCCACUGCUGCCAGGUGUCUCUGACGUGUUUSUAUAAGGCAGACAAAGAAAGCCGCAAAACAAUCACGGCCAUCUACCUCCCUCUGAAGUAUUCACUCUUGGGUCUUUCGAUCAUCCCGAACAUUUGACGACCUAUUCCACAUAAAGAGAAGCGCAACUAACCUGSUGCAGAUGUUUGAGUUUUUUGUUUWUUUUUAACUGACGGGAAUCUUUCAAAUGAUUGGUCUAGUUUGUUCAGUCCAGUUUCAGAGACCAUCACUAAUAUGCAUAAAGUUGUUCCUGUUUUAUCGACAAUCGUUCAGCUUUCAGAGGAAACAUCUCUCGAUUGGUUUGUUCGUAGAGGCGAUAUAGGGCGUAGUUAUGUUUUUGUUUUUCUCUUUAAUUUUCAUAAAGAAGACCAAAAUGAA
Molecule: messenger RNA, 2295 nt
Organism: Austrofundulus limnaeus
Lineage: Eukaryota; Metazoa; Chordata; Actinopteri; Cyprinodontiformes; Rivulidae
Gene: klhdc3
Product: kelch domain containing 3
Cellular component (GO): cytoplasm
Molecular function (GO): chromatin binding; protein binding
Source: RefSeq, a predicted model, not a curated record